GUAGAGGGUAGCAUCUAGGUUUAUAGGUAGGUCAAACUCAAUUCACUGGCUAUCUUAAAAACCUUAUAAUGAUCCCAUCUCAUUCAGAUCAGUCCUCGUGUUUCGCUGUGCUGAAAUAUCUAGUUAAGUCUCUUUUUACGAUCCCUCCCUACCAGUCUUCAGUUCGUUACUAAGUGCUCGAUUUCCUCCGAAUCCCAUCGACUAAUGAGUUAUUCAACCCGCGAGAUGCAGUCAUAGGUUGAAUUAUACGGUGGCUUCGACGGUGUUCCCGCCAACGCUCCUAUCGCCAGUCGGCUUCCACCCGUGCGCUCGGACGCACGUCCUCGCAACACCCCGCGCGGUCUCACAUCAACCCACGACAACAAAACUCCAUACACGUAUCUCACAGAUGAUACAAAACAAAAACUAGCAAGAUGAGAUUCCCCGGGAGGCCGUGGGUCGCCCUUCUAGUGACUAUAUUCUUAGUCGGCGCAGAAGCACAAUUCAUCAGACGAACAUGUGGCGACGACGACUUCCAUUGCCGUAGCGGAGCUUGUAUCGAGUCCAGCCGCCGAUGCGACAACGUUUAUGAUUGCCCAGAUCAUGACGACGAAUAUGGCUGUGAUUGUCGGCCCGAUGAGUUCCGUUGCACUAGCGAUGGUAACUGCAUCGAAGAACGUAAGAAGUGCGACGGAGUACCACACUGUGCUGACGGAUCUGAUGAGUUAGAUUGCCCCACUGGCUACUUUAAAUGCAGAAAUGGCAAGAUUAUUCCCGAAUCUUUAAGAUGCAAUCGUCAUUACGAUUGUACGCCAGAAGAUUUAUCCGACGAACAGAACUGUCCUUGUGGUGCAAACGACUUCAAGUGUGGUAACGGCUACUGCAUCCCAGCAUCCAAACAUUGCGACCGCACGAACGAUUGUCAGGAUGGUUCUGAUGAACGUCAUUGCUCUUAUGGCACAGUUUGCAUGGCUUAUGAAUAUGAAUGCACGAAUGGAAUGUGCGUGCAAGCCGAUGCCAGAUGCAACGGAACGGUGGAGUGUGAUGACGGCUCCGACGAGACCAGCUGCCCCUGCAAAAGGGACCAAUACCCAUGUCGGGAUGGUUCUUGUAUAAAUAUAGCAUAUCUUUGUAAUGGUCGGGAUGAUUGCAGUCAAGGCGAAGACGAGUACAAUUGCCGUACGUCGUGUCCUCCGGAUAGCUUUACCUGCAACCCAGGCUCUAGAAUCCUAUGCGCUGGUAAAUGCAAUGGCAAUCCUGAAUGCGACGGGGGCGAAGACGAAGAAGGCUGUGAAGCCUGUGAACACGAAUGCGAUGGGCGAUGUUUACCGACCACUGACAUAUGCAACGGCGUUCGAGACUGUUCGGACGGCUCUGAUGAAGUCAGCUGUUAUCACUGUGAUCGUCCCGAUGACUUCAGAUGUGACACCGAUGAAUGUAUUCCGUACUCGUUACGUUGCAAUGGGAUCCCUGAGUGUGCUGAUGGUAGCGAUGAGAAAAACUGCAAUAAGACCAUGAUCACUAGCCCUGAACAGCAAUGCACUUUCGAACAAUUCAGGUGUCUUUCUGACAAUACUUGCAUCGACAUUAACUUCUUGUGCGAUUACCACGAGGAUUGCGAAGAUGGAUCUGAUGAAGCAAACUGCCCGUGUCCUGAAGACAGCUACCAGUGUCACAACGGUCAAUGCAUGUCGACUUCGGUGUUCUGCGACGGUCACGUUGACUGUUCAGAUGGCUCUGAUGAGAUCAACUGCCCCGAGUCCACCACCGUUCGGCUACCAGUGACUACUCGGGUCGUCUAUAAUUACCCUACAACACAAAGAUACCCCAGCAGAGUUCCUGUCAACAGCAAUGGUGUAUGCAGCGCUCACCAAUGGCGUUGUGAGAACGGUCCGUGCAUAGACGCGUAUCGGCGUUGUGACGGACAUAUUGACUGUCCGUUCGACUACAGUGACGAAUUUGAUUGUCCCCGCAACAGUCCACCAGCGCUGAAACUAAUGACCUACCCAGCAAACCAGUCAGUCAGACACGGAGGAGAUGUGGUCUUCCAAUGUCGUGAUGAGGGACCUCUGCGUGCGAACGUCAGGUGGACCAAACAAGGAGGAAGUAUCAAGUCCGGCUCAACUGAUGUCCGAGGACGAUUGGAAAUGUACAAAGUUACCGAACGCGAUAGUGGAGUUUACAUUUGCCAAGCUGAUGACUACUUGAGAUUCCCUGGCUCACAAGUCCGCGUUGAGUUGCAAGUUGACAGUGCACCGGUGACCUAUGCGCCAUUCUCUAGCUGCCAACCCUACGAGGCAACUUGUGGAAACGGCCAGUGCAUCCCUAAAUCUGCCGUUUGCGACAUCAACUUCGACUGUGCCGACCGAUCUGAUGAGGAGAACUGCCACCACGACGGCAUGUGCGAACCCAACCAGUUCAAGUGUAACAACCAUAAGUGUGUACUGAAGACGUGGAUCUGUGACUCCGAAAACGACUGCGGUGAUGGUUCUGAUGAACAAAACUGUGGAAGGCCGACCGACGGCAGAUGCUCGCCUGCUGAAUUCAGUUGCAGUGCUGGAGACCAAUGCAUUCCCAGGAGUUUCCACUGCGAUGGACAGACUGAUUGCCAGGACGGCUCCGAUGAAUAUGGUUGCAUGCCUGUACACGUCACAAGUCCCCCGAAACCUUCGAAUGUGAAGCUGAACCCUGGCGAUACGUUGAUACUGAGAUGCGAGGCUGUCGGAGUACCCGUCCCGUUGAUUUCAUGGCGGUUGAACUGGGGACACGUCCCACCGAAAUGUUCCUUCACCAGCGAUUCCGGCAUUGGUGUUAUUACAUGCCCCAACAUGAUGCCUGAAGAUAGCGGAGCUUACUCCUGCGAGGCUAUCAACAACAAAGGUACUACGUUCGCCGCGCCAGAUUCCAUUGUAUUCGUCAAUAAGACUGACCCCUGCCCUCGCGGAUACUUUAACAAUGAGGCCCGUUCAGAGAGUGAAUGCAUCCGAUGCUUCUGUUUCGGAAAGUCCAGCCAGUGCCGCAGCGCUGAUUUAUACACUUACAAUAUGCCAACUCCUCUCGGAGAAGGUGGCACUAGACUAAUUGGAAUCAGGAACUCCCCAUCAGGAGAUGUCAUUAUUGAUACGCAACCCAUAUCUAAUCAAUAUUAUUACCAACCUUUGAGGAAUGGUGCAGCGGUAACUAAAAUUGACACAUCUGGAUGGCCCAGCGCACAUCCGUACUUAACGCUACCUGAAUCUUACAAUGGCAACCAGCUGAAGUCCUAUGGUGGACACAUCAAGUACACUGUGUCACCACACACGCAAGUUUAUGGUUUCGAUGACAGCAUACCGACCAUCAUUAUCAAGGGAAAAUACGGCAAUCUGUUCCACAUUAGUCGUGCUGGUGGUUCCCGAGACUUGAAUAUUGAGGCCCGUCUGACACCCGAAGACUGGUUGAAGAACAGCUCUACUGGCUACACACCUGCAACCCGAGAAGAUAUUAUGAUGACCCUCGACGAAAUCGAAAUGAUCCUCUUACGCUCAGACCUCAACAACGCCGGAGUAAAUAUUUCCGACUUCGCUAUGGAGUCUGCUGAACAUAUCAACGUUGGUCUCGGUGCCGCCAGCCUGGUGGAAGAGUGUACCUGCCCCAAGGAGUACGUUGGACUUUCCUGUCAGAAAUGCGCCUCAGGCUAUAUUCGCAAGAAGGUUGGGCCUUGGCUCGGUGACUGCAUGCCCGAAGAAUGCCCACCAGGAACCUACGGUGAUCCAGCCAGCGGCAUACCUUGCAAGCAAUGCCCAUGCCCCUUGACUAAUCGCGAAAACCAAUUCGCCAGGACCUGCUCACUAGGAUCCGAUGGAAGCGUAUAUUGUGAUUGCUUCCCUGGUUAUGAAGGCAAGCACUGUGAGGUGUGCGCCCCUGGCUAUGAAGGUAACCCAAUGAUUCCUGGAGACUCCUGCAAACCUGCUGUAAGGGACAACUGCAACCCUACUGGUACCAAGGUCAUCCGCCCACCAGAUGAGUGUGUCUGCAAAGAGAACGUACAGGGACGCUACUGCGACCAGUGCAAGAACGACUCCUUCUACUUGUCCUCAGAUUUUAGGCAUGGAUGCGCGCUUUGCUUCUGUUCGGGUGUCUCGCAACAAUGUAUGAGCAGCAACCUACGCCGUAAAACAAUCAGUGUACAGUUCAACGUACCUCAGAUCGUGGAUCAGGUGAAGAUCUACAACAUCUCCCCAACUGGACCACCCGGCUCUGUCAGAUACACGGCACCAGUGGAAACUGAACUCAAACCUCAAUUGUACAGGGGUGAUAUUUCCUUUGACCAGCUUGACCGCUCACAAUCCACUAUCUACUACUGGAGUCUGCCUUCCAGCUUCGCUGGUGAUAAGGUGACAUCAUAUGGUGGUUCACUAAACUAUGUGUUGAAGAACGUACUGAACUCACCCGAUGCGAGGUACAGGAACACCGCGGCUGAUGUUCAAUUGAUCAGCAAAAACCGCCUGACAUUCCACUACUUCGGUGACUUCGUAGCAUCUCAUGAAGGUAUUUUGAACGCCAGCGUACAGUUCCUUGAAAAGGGAUGGCAGAGACCUGAUGGCAAGGAGGUGUCUCGUGAGCACUUCCUUCUCGCAUUGGCUGACGUAAAGACAAUCUUGAUCAAGGCCACUUAUGCUCCUGGCACGGAAUUUGCAUCACCAGUCAGUGCUACCAUUGAAACUGCAGAACCUGACGGUUAUGGCCCUACUGCUUUCCACGUGGAACAAUGUAUAUGUCCCCCUGCUUACGUCGGAACUUCCUGCGAAGACUGCGCACCUGGCUUCAAGAGGAGCUCAACUGGUCUUUACCUGGAACACUGUGAACCAUGUGAAUGUAAUGGUAAAUCGAACAUGUGCAACCCAGAAACCGGAGUGUGCUACGACUGUGCUGACAAUACUGAUGGUGAUGAGUGCGAGCUGUGCAAGCCUGGAUACGAACGGGAUCCCUACGGAAACUGCGUCGAACUGCGCUCUAGCACUGUGCAGCCAUGCCGAUGCGACCCCCGUGGUACAACCGCCCCCUGUGACAGUAGCGGCAACUGCUUCUGCAAACAAAACGUUGAGGGUGAUUCCUGCGACCGUUGCAGACCAGGUUCCUUCGGACUUGACGCUAACAACCCUAACGGAUGCCUAUCCUGCUACUGUUCUGGCGUUUCUUCUGAUUGCCACGAAGGUAAUCAUUUUACGAGGGUCCCAAUCGCAGCGCCAGUACUUGGUGAAAACUAUGGAGGAUUUACAAUCACGGAUUUGAACGCCGAGAGAGUGACCCAAGAUAACUUCCAACCGAUGUUCCAACAAAGCGAGCUGGUCUACACUUUCGCCUUCAGACCUGAUAUUGAACUGUACUGGUCACUACCUAUCUUCCCUGGUAACCGAGUUCUCUCGUACGGUGGUACUAUCUCGUUGAGACAGAAAUUCAAUUCUAACGUAUAUUCGAUGUCUGAGCGUGGAACCGACGUCGUUCUCGACGGUGGUGACAUCUCUAUCUACUGGACCAACCCCAACCAGUUCCCAGUUGGAGUUUCUUACAGCUACCAAAUUCCUCUGAAGGAAGAAGGAUGGUACAUCUUGAACACCGUAACUCCUGCAACUAGAAGCAACUUCAUGAGUGUGCUUAGGAACCUGAAGAGAGUGCUAGUACGAGCUACAGUUGUCCCCAUUAUCGAUGACACAACUAUCGCCGAUGUUUCUAUGGACACAGCUACCGAAAACUACGACCCGAUCCUUCCAGCUGCCAAGGGCAUUGAGAUCUGCAUGUGCCCGCCCGGUCACUCCGGAACCAGUUGUGAGAGCUGCAAACCAGGCUACUACAAGGACCAACGUGGUAACUGCCAGCAAUGCCCAUGCAACGGAAAUGACUGCCAGCUCAACAGCCAGGGACAAGUUGUGUGCAACUGUCAGCCACCAUACACUGGCUACGAUUGCUCAACUAUCGGAUUGAUAAUGGAACUACAUCCGACUAUCCACGAAGCCGGUGACGACCCUUACUCAAGAAAGGUGACGUUUACAUGCAAAUACCGUGCACCUGAACCGCUCACUAUAAAGUUCUACCAUGAGGGCGCGGAGCAAGAUCCUCCAAAGUAUUAUUACGAAGCGAGACUCCACAAGGAUGGAUGGCACUCAACUCAUGUCUGGCACACCGUCUGGGACACCAGACAACAAGGGGACACUUACGAGUGCCAUACUAUCACCGAAAAGGGAUUCACCCUCGGUGUACUGACCACCACUUUGCCGGAGCCAGGCGGUGAAUCAUCAGUAACACCGGUACCCGUUCCGCAACCAGAACCAACAGUCGAAGUGAUGAUCACCAGCCCAACCAUAAAGAUCCAGGAAGUCGGCAGCAGCGUUAACUUCACUUGCCGAGCCCAAAGUCGUAACUCGAGAAUGCGUUUGCCUGUUAGAUGGAUCAAGAGCGGAGGAGAGCUACCUCUUGGCCGCUACCAAAUUGAUGAAAAUGUCGGUCUCCUUCUGAUCACCAAUCUGCAGGUUUCCGAUAGCGGCAAAUACAUUUGCGAAACCAACGACGGAGUCAACACGGCCCAAGCUAUUGCUACCCUCAAAGUGCCCGGAAACGAAAUGACUAUGCCAAGCGUCGAAAUAUACCCGCCAGUGAACGACUAUUAUGAAGGAGACUUCGUUCAGUUGGAAUGCCGCGUCAGAGGCAACCCCACUCCUACCAUCAGGUGGCAGAGAGGAUCUAACCAACUUCUCCCAUUGUCUUCAACGUAUUAUGACACCAGAUUCGAAAUUGAAAGUGCUCGUGUUGAAGAUUCCGGUGAAUACAGAUGCAUUGCCAGCAACACUGUUGGAUCUGCUGACCGCACAGCAGUAAUCACGAUUCGUCCCCGCCCAUCCUAUCAGCCAAGUGACAAACUUACUGUCUCCAUUCCCACUCCAACUGUCGAUGAAGGCCAGAGCAUAAUGAUUGCUUGCACAGGCACUACAAACAUCCCAGCAGGAUCUAUCGACUGGGUCAGAAAAGACAACGCUGUGUUCCUAUCUAACGUGAGGUCAGAAAAUGGAGUUCUGUACAUUGAUUACGCACAGCCUGACAACCAAGGAGUGUAUAUUUGCCAGUCUACUUUGUCCAAUGUGUCACCCGUACAAGUACUUGUGACUGUUGUACAGGCAGAACCAGUGACAGAAACUUAUAACAUCUCAGCAUCGGUAGACCGUCUGAAGAUCCCGACUGGUGGAAGUGGAACUGUUGAUUGCAACGUCUCUGGACGCCCCACCCCACUCAUUAAAUGGACAAAGCACGAUGGCUCCUUCGGAUCUGAUGCCAGUCAGCGCGGUAACACGUUGAUCAUAAACAACGCAAAGGACAGCGACCAAGGAUACUAUCUAUGCGAGGCCAGUGUUGGUCCCAACGCGGUAGCCAAUUUAUAUGUCUUCGUUGAAAUUGAAAGACGUGAACCACCUAGAGUGGAGAUUUGGCCACCAGAAGACAAGGUGCAGGCAGUGCAAUUAGGAGGAGAACACACAUUGAUCUGCCGAGUUCUUGGAGGCAUUCCUGAGCCAGAUGUGACGUGGAACAGAAAUGGAGGACGUCCUCUUUCUAGAUUUACAGAAAUCCGUCCCCAUCAUGAACUUAAGUUUACCAAAAUCGAAGUGAACGAUGAAGGUGAAUACACGUGCACAGCACGUAACGAUGCUGGAACUGCCAGUGCUAGUGCUAUCAUCAAAGUAAGGGCCCUCCCUGAGAUCACUAUCGCCCCCAACCCCUACGUGCAAGUCUCCGCUGGCGAGAGCAUCAAUAUCGAGUGCAGAGCUAACGGAUACCCCGAACCUGUAGUGUCCAUCCAAUUCGGCGAUUACCGUGACGUAGCUCCAGCGGCCUCUGGUCACACCUCAUUGCGCAUAGCAUCAGCUAAAGAGGAAGACAGCGGAUUCUACACAUGCACAGCCACCAACGCUGCUGGAACUACCAAAGAACAGUUCAGUGUGGUAGUGGAUAGAGGAGAUGGUGGUGAUGAUGGAGGUUUUGACUAUGGAAGCGGAGACGGUGAGAUUGACCCUGACGCACCUAGAUACCCUCCAAGACCUGACGAAGUCCCAAGCAACCUAAUCACCAUUGAAGGACAACCAGAAACUAUCUUAUCUUGCCGUCAACCUGGCGACAAUGUGAGGUGGGAUCGUGCUGAUAGACAACCUCUACAACCAAACGCAACUCCUGACCGAUCAAGACUCAUAAUCUACAAUGUCUCAAAGAGCGACUCUGGAGAGUACGUCUGCAACGUUUACAACCAAUUUGGCGAAGUGCAGCAAUCAAUCUACACGAGUUUAAUUGUAGUCACUGCACCAAAGAUUACUCUGCGCCCACCAAUACAGACCGUGCACCCUGGACAAUCACCCAUUGUAGAAUGUAUCGUUGAAGGUGACGAUAUUAUUGAUAUUACAUGGAUACCUCACAACAGGCAACCUUCAAACCGUGUAGAUACUCGGUCCUCUAGACUCAUCUUCAACCAGAUCGAGGUUGAAGACGCUGGCCGAUACGAAUGCUUCGCUCGAAGCAGAUACGCUAACGCAAGCGCCAUCGCCGAGGUCGUUGUUAGCGAAGAUUCGGAUCAUACGGCGUCCGUGUCGCACGACAAUGAGCAGAGGGCACACGUCGGCGCCGCUGUGCACCUCAGCUGCAACGUGUCCCAACCGAACGUCCGCAUCGUGUGGUCCAAGGAUGGACGGGCGCUCCCCCGAUCAGUGAGACAGAAGCAAGACGGGUCGCUCUACAUUCGUCGCGCGCAAAAGUCCGACUCUGGCAAAUACGUUUGCAGCAUUCAAGAUCUAUAUAGAAGAGUAAUAACUAGCAAUUACAUCAACCUGCACAUCCAGGGUUUUAAGUGCUUGGAUACAGAAUAUCCUUGUAAUGACAACAGUGGUUGUAUAGACGAAAACUUACUAUGCGAUGGAUACAGCCAUUGUCAAGACAAUAGCGACGAGGAAAACUGCUUGUGGCGAGAUAGACGUUACUUGGAGGGAACACGGAACAAGUACCUCUCACACGAUGGACCUCGAGAACCGACCUCUGAACCACAACGUUUGGUAUCGAUUGAUCAACCACGAAGGCAAUUUAGAGUUGGAGACAAUGUAGACGUGCUGUGCAAGGCCAGGUCUGGUAACAUCAGGCUGCAGUGGCUGCGCGUAGGAACCAACCAAUACGUGGCCUCCUUGACAUAUGGCGAUGGAGUAAGGCUGUCUCUAACCGGAGUGACCAAUAGUGACGCUGGCGUUUACCGCUGCAUUGGCAGUGACGAUCGUGGCCGAACAUUCUAUGAUGACUUCAACCUUGAAGUUGAAGCAGGCGGACCAUUCUACCCAGACAACAGGGAUGUAUCAGUUGCCCAAUACACCGCUAACCUGCGUGCCUCAGUUGACCUACCGUGCAUUCACAACUUGGAACACCCUGUAACUAUCGAGUGGAGACGCGAAUUCUCCGCUCUGCCAGCUGAAAUCCGCGCUGAUCAGCCCAACCUCUACCUGAACUCUGUGACUGAGGCGGACGCUGGUACCUACGUGUGCCGCGUCAGCAACAGCCGCGCCACUGUCGAAGCUCGCGCUAUCUUGACUGUCACUGGAGUAGUUCCACGUUUCAAUGGAGAUGGCUUCGUCUCACUUCCAACUUUGAGGGAUCCUUACCAACAGUUCGACAUCGAAAUAUCGUUCAAACCCGCCGACAACAAUGGACUGAUCCUCUACAACAGUGAGAACCAAGGACGCGCCGGUGACUACAUUGCUCUGCACCUUAGGGAUGGUAUACCCGAGUUCAUCAUGGACACCGGCACUGAACCUCUGAUUGUAAAGGGAGAUCGUCCUCUGCAAUUGAACGCUUGGCACACAAUAAGGGUGUCCAGAACCAAAUCUAAGGUAACAAUGGACGUCGAUAACACCGGACCUUUCAUUGCGGAAUCUCCUGAACAAUGGGUGGUGCUUGAACUGAAGCAGCCUCUGUACAUCGGAGGAGUGCCUGACUACGACCAACUGCCUAUUGACCUAGCUGGAACAUCUGGUUUCAUCGGUUGUGCUAGCAUGCUCAUUUUGGGCAGAGAAGAAAAGGACAUUAUGAUGGACAGUCUGGAACGCAGCCGUGUAAGCGAAUGUGACUCCUGUUCUCCCAACCUUUGCUUGAACGGAGGUGUAUGCCAGGAGGCCCGUAACGAACGUGGUUAUAGUUGUAUCUGCGCGUCAGGCUACGCUGGAGUAAACUGCGAUAGGACUGGUGACGCUUGCCGUCCAGGACUAUGUGGGCCUGGCAAGUGUACCGACACCGUUGACGGAUACAAGUGUGCUUGCCCCGUCACACACACUGGCAGAAACUGCGAGGAAAAACAAUCGAUUGAGUACCCAGCUUUCACUGGUAGCGCAUAUUUGGCCAUCAAGCCACCAGCACCCUCCCGUACAUUGAGAAUGUCGAUGAGGAUCAAGGCAGCAUCUCCCGUCACUGAUGGAAUCAUCAUGUAUUGUGCUGAGUCACCUCGCGGAUACGGAGGUUUCACAUCUCUGGCUGUCCACGACGCCAGGCUUGAAUUCCGCUACGAUCUUGGAGGAGGAAGCGUACCAGUUGUCCUGGUCAGCAACAGGACCCUCUCAGCUAACGAAUGGACAACCGUUCACAUUGCCCGUGUAGGCUCUGUAGUCUCUCUGCGCAUUAACUCUGUACAUAGCUUCGAGCAGCAACUCGAAUCACCGAAACGGGAUCUUAACUUGGAUACUCCGAUCUUCGUGGGUGGUGUGGAUGACUCAAUCACCCUGAACAACAACACCGGAGUUACUGGAGGGUUCAACGGAUGUAUUGCUGACUUCAAGUUGCAUGGAGAAGCUGUGGACAUCGUCAACUCAACCAUUCAAUCAGCGAAUGUGAAAGAAUGUAAUGCGUACGUCCGUGGUGACAUCCCUGAUACUGAGAUCGGCUGCCAAUGCCACAACGGUGGAUCCUGCACAACUGACUCCUCAACUUGCGCCUGCCCCCCCGGCUUUGGAGGUUCUCUCUGCGAGAACCGCGUGCCCUCCUCCAUGAGGUCCUCUCGCCAGCCUCCUAGCGAUCCCUGCGCGAUGCGACCUUGCCGCAACGGAGGAACCUGCCGACCUGACCUCAGCUCCAGAAUGAACCACACCUGUGACUGUCCUCUCGGAUACGCCGGCACUUACUGCCAAAUUGCUCUUGAACUACACCACAGCGUCGGUUUCAACGGCAACGGUUACUUAGAACUUCCCGCAAAUCUCAUAAGAUACGAAAACUUGGACGUAGACCCUGUUAUCAUUGCCCUCGCCAUCUUCACCAGCCAGGAUGGAGUGCUGGUUUACCAGAAGGAAGCCCAAAGCCCACCAUACUACGGCGACUACAUCCUGCUGAGAAUUGAGAAUGGCAUCGUCAAGUUCGAAUGGGACAACGGUGGUGGUAAGACUGAGCUCGCGGUGAACGCCUUCGUUAAUGAUGGAGUUCGACACCAGGUUAUCGUCAAAAUGUUGGAAGAUGGCCAGGUGAUCCUAUCAGUCGACGGCAGCGAAAACUCUGGAUACAGUUCUGGCAUUUCCAACCUCAUGAACGCUGACUCAAAUAUUUACCUUGGUGGUAUACCUGAUAGCAUCAACCAGCAGGGAUACCCUGGCUUCACUGGUUGCAUCCACCAAAUCGAGCUGAUGAACUCAGACCGAGGCUUGAACCUUGGACAAGUUGCUGUUACUGGAAGAAACACGCAGCGAUGCAAGGAGUAA
Molecule: messenger RNA, 11711 nt
Organism: Spodoptera littoralis (African cotton leafworm)
Lineage: Eukaryota; Metazoa; Arthropoda; Insecta; Lepidoptera; Noctuidae
Source: the annotation of a GenBank genome assembly